GAAAGUAUAAGGAUUACAAAACAGAAGGAGUGAGUUUCUUGUUUUCCAAGCUCCUAUUAUUCCUCUCUUCGUCUCUCGUCUAGUACUUCUUUCUAGUUCCCUUUAGAAAUUAAACUACAUUUUGCGUCUCUACUUCAUCCUACUCUACCAAUAUUUUCUCUCUCCUCUCUCCAAAUCUUCACCUCAUCCCUAAUUUGUUUCUGGUGAUGGCGACUAACGAGGCUAAACCAGCUACUGAAGAAGCUAAGAUGGAUCUGUUUGAAGAUGAUGAUGAAUUCGAGGAGUUCGAAAUUGAUCUUGAGUGGGACAACAAGGAAGAAGGCAAGGAGGUGACACAACAGUGGGAAGACGAUUGGGAUGAUGAUGAUGUCAACGAUGACUUCUCUCUGCAACUUAGGAGGGAGCUUGAGAGUAAUGUUGCUGAAAAGAAAUGAAUCAGUUGAUGAUGGCUGUUGGUUAUUUCAAUCCAUGUAUCAUCUUUUUCGAAAUUUAAGUUGAGGUGCCUUUUAUCCCUGUGGUAGUUUUCAAAAUACCUUAAACUUUUAUUACGGGCAUUGUGGAAUUCUGCUAAUGAAAUUGGAGUGGCAGAAGAUAGUUGAUCACGAUAAUCUUGUAGUUUAGGAACAUAAGCAUGUAACAUCUAUGGACCCUUGUGAUUAGUUGAACCUGUUUCCUUCUCGUAUUUUUCGGCAGUGUUUGGCUAGGCUCUUGCUUUGCUUUUCAAUAUUGAAACUUGACCAUAUGUUUCCUAAAAGUAUUGAUUUCAUUAUUUUUAAUUGCACUAUUCUGGACUUUCACUAUUCA
This is a messenger RNA of Chenopodium quinoa (quinoa), 804 nucleotides long. Its product is annotated as protein DSS1 HOMOLOG ON CHROMOSOME V-like. Gene Ontology annotation, cellular component: proteasome regulatory particle, lid subcomplex; proteasome complex. The coding region runs from base 207 to 434 and encodes 75 amino acids. Gene Ontology annotation, biological process: double-strand break repair via homologous recombination; mRNA export from nucleus; proteasome assembly. The record is from RefSeq and is a predicted model, not a curated record. Lineage: Eukaryota; Viridiplantae; Streptophyta; Magnoliopsida; Caryophyllales; Amaranthaceae. The transcript has 3 exons.